Messenger RNA from Cladocopium goreaui, 1643 nucleotides. NCBI's taxonomy places the organism in Eukaryota, Dinophyceae, Suessiales, Symbiodiniaceae. The record is from the annotation of a GenBank genome assembly.
GUGGCAUCAGUGCCGAAACUCCAACGCGAUCGCGGGGUCUGGGGGAAUAGCCGACAGAAAUGAGCCGAGCAGUUCUGCAGGUCUUCGAAGAGUACCAAAAGGCACGUGUGACCUUUGUCCAGACGGUGGCCGAUUUGGCAACUCGACCCCAGAACAUCGAUGCUCUGCAGAAUGCAGGUGUGAUGGCUCUACUGAGGCCCUUGCUGUUGGACAACGUGGCAUCCAUUCAGCAGUCCGCGGCUCUGGCCUUGGGGCGUUUGGCCAACUACAGUGACGAAUUGGCCGAGUCGGUGGUGACCCACGAGAUCCUUCCACAGCUUGUGUACUCCCUGGCACAGCAGAACCGCUUCUACAAGAAGGCCGCCGCCUUCGUGCUGCGGGCGGUGUCGAAGCACUCGCCGCAGUUGGCGCAGGCCGUGGUCGACUCCGGCGCCCUGGAGGCUUUGGUGAAUUGCCUGGAAGAGUUCGAUCCCUCGGUGAAGGAAGCAGCAGCCUGGGCCCUGGGCUACAUUGCCAGGCACACCAAAGAAUUGGCACAGACCGUGGUGGAUGCAGGUGCUGUGCCGCUCUUGGUCUUGUGCUUCCAAGAGCCGGAGCUCACCCUGAAACGAAUCUCAGCGUCCGCUCUCAGCGAUAUCUGCAAGCACUCACCGGAACUGGCACAGACCGUGGUGGAUGCAGGUGCCGUGUCCCUCUUGGCAAAGGACAUCUCUCACAACGAUGCACCUCUCAAGCGUCAGGUUUGCAGCUGCCUGGCUCAGAUUGCCAAGCAUUCGGUGGAUUUGGCCGAGGUUGUUGUGGAGGCCGAGAUCUUCCCACGUAUCCUGCAUUGCUUGAAGGACAUUGACGAGUUCGUGAGGAAGAACGCCGCCACCUGCAUUCGCGAAAUCGCACGUCCGGCGGCCCUGGGGGCCCUGGGGGUUUCUCAUGGUCACACGCCGGAUUUGGCGAAGCUCAUCGUCAACGCUGGUGGUGUCGCUGCUAUGGUGGACUAUAUCACCGAGGCCCGUGGAAACAACCGCCUGCCUGGUAUCAUGACCUUGGGAUACAUCGCUGCGUUCUCCGAAACCUUGGCUCUGGCCGUGGUGGUGUCUAAGGGUAUUCCGCCCCUGAAGGAUGCCUUGAUCAACGAGCCGGAGGAUCAUCUGAAGGCUGCCUCUGCUUGGUCCUUGGGUCAGAUUGGACGUCAUUCUCCGGACCAUGCCCGCGCAUUGGCUGAGGCGGAUGUCCUGCGUCGUCUGCUGGCAGUCUAUUUGCACCAGGACUCCAGUGAGGAUCUACGCACCAAGGCGAAGCGCGCUCUGAAGAGUGUGAUCCAGAAGUGCACCCAUUUGCCAGCCCUGGAACCUCUCCUGGAGGCACCUCCAAACAUCUUGAAGUACGUGGUGCAGCAGUUCGCGAAGGUCUUGCCCAGCGACCUCAACGCCAGGAAGUCCUUUGUGCAAUCAGGUGGCUUGCAAAAGAUCCAGGAAGUCAAAGCCGAGGUGGGAUCAAAGUUGCACGACUACAUCGAAGAGAUCAACAUGCUUUAUCCUCCAGAGAUUGUUCAGUGCCCCGGAAAAAGCCCUACGACGGCUUUGGCCGUUUGCCGAAAAAUGAUGCUUAGUAAGGCAGAAAGGGAAAUCAUGGAAGACCACAUUUAG